AUGGGGUGUGAAAGAUUAGGAAAUGUGCCGUUUGCUUCAUUGAUUGCGACGAUGAUCACUUUCACAGGCGUGGGCGUGUUCUGUGGGACACUGUACCGCGCCUUGACUUUGAUCAUCACUAACAUUUUACAAGAGCUUUUCCAGUUCAACGUCGCUUGGUUGGAGGUGAUAAAGAUUGUUUUUGUGAUUGUUGCUGUCAUCAUGGGAGUCUUUGCCAUUAUUCUAUUAGGAUUUGGUUACUUGUCCACUGGAGCAACAAGAAAAAAUGUCUAUUCUGGAGCCAAGUGUAUAAUGGGUGGAAGAGUUUCCGCUGCUUUUUUUUUGAUCAUGACGUACUUGAUGAACUUGGCCUGGUUAGGUAUAACAGGAGCAUGUGUGGUACCAAUCGUUGGCUAUGCCAUGAUCAACUCUUACUGCUAUGAAAAAGUCUACAACAAAGCUGUAGGUACAGUCACUGUGGAAUGCUUUAGCCUAACUAGAUUCGGUAUCUACAGGAACUCAACAACAGCCAUUGGGAUAGGAGUACCUGGCCGGGAACAGUUGUGUGCUCACACUGACCUCAGACUCAUGUGUGAUAAGGUGGCUGAAGCUGGUCCACUCUUCUGUGUAGCCUGUGCUGGGGCAGCCCUCAUUGUCCUCGGAAUGAUACAUUUUAUGAUAGCCAUAGGAGCAAAUUAUACACGGAUCAAGAUCUCCAAAGAGUUAACAGAGUACCGGGAUGCUGUAGAUAUGGAAGAGCUUGACCUUCACAACAGCCGCGGCUACCUGGACAAGGACAGUAGUUCUCGGUGA
Ylistrum balloti is the source of this 792-nucleotide messenger RNA. RefSeq names its product neuronal membrane glycoprotein M6-a-like. The transcript has 7 exons. Gene Ontology annotation, biological process: neuron projection development. Lineage: Eukaryota; Metazoa; Mollusca; Bivalvia; Pectinida; Pectinidae. Bases 1 to 792 code for a protein of 263 amino acids. The record is from RefSeq and is a predicted model, not a curated record. Gene Ontology annotation, cellular component: plasma membrane.